Messenger RNA from Phoenix dactylifera (date palm), 1699 nucleotides. RefSeq names its product ureidoglycolate amidohydrolase (gene UAH). The record is from RefSeq and is a predicted model, not a curated record. Gene Ontology annotation, molecular function: hydrolase activity, acting on carbon-nitrogen (but not peptide) bonds, in linear amidines. Lineage: Eukaryota; Viridiplantae; Streptophyta; Magnoliopsida; Arecales; Arecaceae.
GCAAAUUUUUAACCGGCGGCGGGGGUAUCAUCGCUGGAUUCCCACUUCCCCGCAAGAAAGCGCAGAUCCUAUCGAGACCGCGGAAACCCAGGACAUGGCCCCGAAACUCUCCCAACCCUUCCAUCUACCGAUCCUCGCCCUCCUUCUCUCCUCGAUGCUCGCUGCGAGCCAUGAAGACCCAACGAGGAGAACCAUGGAGGAGUUCUCCGGCUACCCAACUGAUCCGCCUCACUCUUUCUUUUCUCUCUCCCCUUCUUCAUUGUCCGUCGACAAGGAGAGCGUGCAGAGGCAGAUAGAUGAGCUCUCGACCUUUUCUGACACUCCUGCGCCAUCAGUGACUCGUGUCUUGUACAGCGAGAAGGAUGUCUUGGCUCGAAGGUAUAUCAAAAAACUGAUGGAGCAAGCUGGUCUCUCUGUUCGUGAGGAUGCUGUGGGUAACAUAUUUGGUCAAUGGAGCGGUUCUGAGCCAGCACUUGCAGCAGUUGCUACUGGUUCUCAUAUCGACGCCAUUCCAUAUUCUGGAAAAUAUGAUGGGGUUGUUGGUGUUUUGGGUGCAGUAGAAGCAAUUAAUUUGCUAAAAAGGUCUGGCUUCCAGCCCAAGAGAUCAUUGGAGGUAAUUAUGUUCACAUCCGAGGAGCCUACACGUUUUGGAAUUGGUUGCUUGGGCAGCCGCUUAUUGUCAGGGAGUGAGACAUUAGCUAAUGCUCUUAAAGAAACAGUUGAUGGUCAAAAUAUAUCUUUCUUUGGCGCUGCUAAAUUUGCUGGUUACAACAUACAUGAAGAACACUUGUCAAAUGUCUUUUUGAAGAAAGGCAGUUAUUUCGCUUUUCUAGAAUUGCAUAUAGAGCAAGGCCCUGUUCUGGAAGACGAAGGUGUUUCAAUUGGCAUUGUCACUGCAAUUGCUGCACCUGCAAGUAUCAACGUGGAAUUUGAAGGCAAUGGUGGUCAUGCUGGAGCUGUCCUUAUGCCAGCAAGAAAUGAUGCAGGACUUGCAGCGGCGGAGUUGGCACUAGCUGUUGAGAAGCAUGUGCUAGACUCUGGAUCUAUAGACACUGUAGGUACUGUAGGUAUUUUGGAGCUGCAUCCAGGAGCAAUCAACAGCAUUCCAAGCAAAUCACAUUUAGAAAUUGAUACACGAGACAUUGACGAGAAGAGAAGAAACUCUGUAAUUGAAAAAAUCCAUCAAUCUGCAAUUGAUAUAGCUAAGAAUCGCAGAGUUAAAUUAUCAGAAUUCCAAAUUAUAAAUCAGGAUCCUCCUGCCCUUUCUGAGAAAUCAAUAAUCAAUGCCAUGGAGGUUGCAGCGCAACAUUUGAAUCUUAGUCACAAGCUUAUGAUCAGUAGAGCCUACCAUGAUUCGCUCUUCAUGGCCAGAAUAUCACCAAUGGGCAUGAUCUUCAUUCCAUGCUAUAAAGGUUUCAGCCAUAAGCCUGAAGAGUAUGCCUCAAUCGAUGACAUCGCAAAUGGGGUCAAGGUAUUAGCCCUGACCCUAGCUAAAUUAUCACUAGCUACAUAUUGUGGCGCCGCAUAGCACCUGCAUAUAUAUGUUUAAUGGAUGUAAGAAUUUAGAUUACAUUGGAAGAACUCUGUAGUACAUGGCAUGUAGCAAACUAGCAAUUUUGCAUUUCGGGUGUUACACCGAAAUCUGAGGUGCAUGAUGAAAUAAAUACUAGCUGGCCGUUUACAUCCAUUGGAAACUAAA